Messenger RNA from Bursaphelenchus xylophilus (pine wood nematode), 8327 nucleotides. The record is from the annotation of a GenBank genome assembly. NCBI's taxonomy places the organism in Eukaryota, Metazoa, Nematoda, Chromadorea, Rhabditida, Aphelenchoididae.
AUGCUCGCCACAAAAGCCAAGGUCUACUCGGACGGAGAGGUCGACAAAAAGCCGGUGAUUCAAGCCGUCUUCGAACAGUUUUUUGAUUUCUCGCGGGUGAAAAAAGGUCCGCUUCUUGUUUACGGCAUUUCGCAAAAGGCGAACCACAAAAUUUGCUGGAAGUUUUGGUUGGACUGAUCCCACCGACACUCUUGAAAGGUUUACUACAAGUGGCUGAUCGUUUUCUGCAAGGCGGACGCGCGUUAUUUUCGAGUUUUUGUUUUUAGGUCCAUCAAGUAUAAUAUCCCUUCGUUUGAUGUUAUUUCUCCUGUUAUUCUAGAUUUUUUUCUUUCUGUUAGCCACUUCGUACUUUGUUCUUGUUGUUUCUUCACUUUUCUGGUUGAAAAUUGCUAGAAAAUGUAGAUUCCUAGCUAUUUUUUCCAGGUGGGACACCUUGUUUUAGGCUCGGUCAAGAUUUUAUGUGUUCAGUCGCUAUUUCAGCCUCGAGAAAGUGCCGUUUUGAUCUCGAGACAAUGUGUGACCUGGUGGACACGAGUUUAUCCUCUUUAUACCCCUUUUUCAGCCAAGAAACUACGUAGAAAGUUUAGUUGAUACCUUAUGAAUAAUAUUAUUUUCACAGUGGGAGUCGUGCGUUUUCAGUUGAGUAAUUGUGCGCGAUAGUUGUUGCGUAGAGCAUUUUAUGUUUUCGCAAAAAAACAUUGCCGAUUUUUUUCGUGUUUCGAGCUUUUUUUGAUCAAUUUAUUUCCGACAUUGUACUAGACAAGUUUCGACAAAAUUUUCGUGUUUUGACAGCUUUUAUUUUUGAAAUUAUUGUCUAAUCAGCUUCCUAAAUCCCUAAUCUUGCUUAUGAACAUUUGAAACCCUGCAAAAAAGUGGAUUUACGACUGUUUCCACCUGCUGGUCCUAAAUCUCUAGAUCUUUCCGAAAUUUUUAUGUUUUCAUCGCGUCUUCUGCCAAAUUCGAGGUUCGAAUUGAAAAGAAAGGAUAGCUCUAAUAACCUCAUAUAAUUACAGGAGCUAACAGAAUGGAAGAAGAAUUUGCUCCAGUAAAAGACAAACAGCCAGCUGGAUCAGCAAAAAAUGACGAAUUUGAUCCUGGUAAGCAUUUUAUAUUAUUGCUUCUGUCUUUAGGUAUCUCGUAUAUGCCAAUUUCUAGCAUCUAGAAAGGUUUUGGAUUGUUUUUCUCCAAAAAAUGUGUUAUUCAUGGUGGAACUGACGUUUCUUCGCAAAUUUUAUAAUUUUUCUCACAAAAUCCGUUGUUACCGACUGUGAAUAGAUAGAUGGUAUAGAAGUAAAGGUUUUGUCAUUUAUGGAAGGUGCUACACACUUAUUGUGUAGCUUUUCUCUGAGCAAUUUGAGUUUUAGUCGUCAUGUUGUUUUAGAAUUUUUUGCGGAAAUUUUUUGCCUUUACAAUAUGAAGCUAGGCUUGUUAGCUCGUCAACGGCACAAUCUUUGUUUCAGAAGAUCGUUAUAAACCCGAAGGAACAGUGAUACUGGAAAUUGAUCGGUUUUCGGACUUUGCACGAGGACUGCCCGCCGAGAACCCACAACGACUGUCGGAAGCCGUCUACAUCCGUGGCAUGCCAUGGAAAAUCUUGGCAAUCCCGCGCGAUGGGUCCAGAUCUCCGAACCGACAGACCGGCAAGUGCCUUGGCUUCUUCCUGCAAUGCAAUGGAGAGGCGGGCGACGGCGAGAACUGGUCCUGCUCGGCCUCGGCGAUGCUCCGCAUCGUCCCCAUGAAGGAGGGAAUCGAGCCCAACAUCCGACGAAUCUCCCACACCUUUCAUCCCAAAGAAAACGACUGGGGAUACUCGCAGUUCGUGCAGUGCGAUCAGCUGCUGGAAGAGAGUGGCGGUUACAUAAAGGAUGAUGUGGUUCGAUUAGAAGUUGACGUCUCUGCUGAUGCUCCACAUGGUGUUCAGUAAGUUUGGAGGUUAUUGAGGGGAUUUGAAGGGGUUUUCAUGGGAUAUAAAUUGAUUUUGAGAGGGUUGGGAUAUUACUUUAGGUGAGAUGAAAAAAAUUUUUGGAAAUUUUUGAGGGUUUAUAUUUUUUUUGUAUUUCAAAUGGAUUUUUAUGAUAGAUAAAAAAUCAUGAAGGUCUGAGGAGUAUUUUAGGGACACCUUCGGACCUUAUUUUAGUCAAAUUUUGAUGUUUUUUCAAAAAAAAUUUUUUUGAAUUUUGACAAAAUUUUUUGAAUUUUUGUAUAAUAAAAAUUGUUUUCAGUUGGGACAGUAAGCGACAUGCCGGAUAUAUUGGUCUUCGCAAUCAAGGAGCCACAUGUUAUAUGAAUUCGAUUCUCCAGACCUUAUUCUUCACAAAUAAAUUGCGGAAAGCCGUCUAUAUGAUGCCGACUGAUGAGGAUGACCCGGAAAGUUCUGUUGCCCUAGCGAUGCAGAGAGUUUUCUUUGAGCUCCAGUUCAGCGACACUCCAGUGGGAACGAGGAAAUUAACGAAAUCUUUCGGAUGGGACGCUGUCGACUCCUUCCUCCAACAUGACGUCCAAGAACUGUGCAGAGUUCUACUGGACAAUUUGGAGUCUAAAAUGUCGAAUACGACCGUUGAAGGGACCAUUCCGAAACUUUUCAAAGGCAAAAUGCGAUCUUAUGUUAGAUGCAUUGAUGUCUCGUUCGAGUCGUCCAGAGAGGAAUUUUUCUACGAUGUUCAGCUGAAUGUGAAGGGAAAGGCGAACAGUAAGUCUUUUUUUAUUUUUUUUUGUUGAAUUUUAGGAAGAUUGAAGCGAUUGGAAUCGAGAUAUUGGAGAUUUUGUGAUUGCACUGUGCAGUCGUAGCGAGGGCUUUUGAUUUUUUGCAAAAUUUGGGAAAUUUUUGAUGAGCCAGCUGUGGAAAUUGUUUUAAUUUGAGGGAAUAGAUGGUCUUCAAUGUGGUUUAUAUAUAGGAGAUGAACUUUUGAGACUUUUUACCGUUGAAUUUGACCAAAAAUCAGAAAAUAGUCCAAAUUUGGAUUUUUUGGGAAAUUUUGAAUUUUUUAAAGUUAUUUUUGAGAAAUUGAGUAGUGAUAAAAGAUUAUUAUGGAUGUUCAGAGAUUCCUACUGCUGUUUGAGCAAUUCCAUGGGGUUUAUUACCGCCUUUACCACAUGAUUUACCAUUUUCUUUCAGUUAUUGAUAGCUUCCGCGAUUACACGGAGUCCGAAGUCCUCGAUGGCGAUAAUAUGUACGAUGCUGGGGAAUUGGGGAUGCAGAAGGCCGAGAAGGGUGUGAAAUUUGUCGCCUUCCCUCCGGUCUUGCAUCUUCAGCUCAUGAGGUUUCAAUACGACCCACAACAAGAUGCCAAUGUUAAGGUCAAUGAUCGGUAAGAUUUUGAAUUUUUUUUUUUCUUUUGAGUUUAGGAAAAGGCGAGAAUUGAUGGGAAAUGAUGGAACUUGGAUUUGUGAGACAAUCGAAGACUGAAUUUGGAGAUUUCGAGAGGUGUUGGAUAUUGUUUUAGAUUUUUUUGGAAAUUUGAGGGUUUUUUUGGUUUUUUGAAUUUUUUUUGAGUGCUAAUAGGAUUCUGAGGGUGUGAAAUCAACUAUAGAAGAAUUGAGAGCUAAAAAUUUGAGAUUUUUUAUAUUAUACUUGACAUUUUUUUAAAUUUCAGAUUCGAAUUUCCGGAAGUCCUCCAGCUAAACGAGUUUAUCGAUGAAUGCGGUGAGCAGGAUGACUACACGUACCUUUUGCAAUGCGUCCUCGUCCAUGCCGGCGACUUCCACGGAGGCCACUACGUGGUCUACAUCAACACCAACCUCCGAUCCCAGCAGCCCAGAUGGUGCAAAUUCGACGACGAUGUGGUGGCCAGAUGCCCCAUUCGAGAAGCCGUGCAAAAUAACUUCGGCGGAGACGAUCAGGAAACUGGACGGUCCUGCUCAAACGCCUACAUGUUGGUCUACGUGCAGAAGAAUAAACUGGACGAUGUGAUGUGCUCAGUGGCUGAGAUUGACAUCCCCACCCAUCUAAAACAACGCCUGGAAAAUGAAAAGGAAGAGGAACUGGUCCGGAGAAGGGAACGCGAACAUGCCACACUCUUCACCGACGUCAUUGUGGUCACCGACGAACAUUUGACCGAUCAUUUGGGCUUUGAUAUCGGCGAUUAUGAUGCGAUCAAGGUGAGGAUGGAGAGUUUUUCGAUUUUUUGUGGAUUUUGCGAUUUCUUUGAAAAUUUUUGAAAAUUUUUUUUGAGGGGAUUUUUUCGAUUUUUUGGAAAUUUUUUUAUAUUUUUGGAGGGGAUUUGGGGAUUUUUGCGAUUUUUUUUUGUUUUUUAGAGGGGAUUUUUGAGAUUUUUUGAUUGUUUUGGAAGAAAUAGAGUGUGAGGGCAAUGGGAGAGCGAUUUUUUGAAGGAAAAUUUUAGAGAUGUGAAGUUUUUUGGGGGAAAUUUUGAAUGGAAGUGCUGGAUUUUAAAAUUUUUGAUUUUUUUGUGGAAUUUUUUAAAAUUUUUGAGGGUAGAAGGCAGAAUAAAGCAAAAUAAGGAUUCUAUUUUUAGUUAGUGGAAAAAAGUUUGUGAUUUUUUGGAGGAAAAUUUUUUUGAAAUUUGAGAUAUUUUGGCGAAAGUUUUAAUUUCGAAAAAAGUUUUUGUACAAAAAAAAUUCUUUUUUGGAUAAAAUACGGCGUAAUUAGCAUCUUGCGUUUACGGAUUAGAGUUUGAAUUGAGAUUUUUUUGAUUGUUUUUGAGAUUUUUUCCAAUGUUUUUGCUCAAAAAUUUGAAUUUCUUUGGAUAAUUGGAUUCUUUUUCAGUCUUGCCGAAUGGGAGCCCCGAUUCGAGUGGCGAAGAGCUCGACGGCUCGCGACUUUUACAAAAAAGUUUCGUCGGUGAUCAGCGUCCCGAUCGACUCGUUCCGCCUGUGGAGAUACGACCUUGUCUACGGCUCGAAAGAAGAGGGCUACAGCAACAUCCUGGAGAGCCGCCGCCCCCGCACCUACAUCCCAUGCCCGGCGGAGAACGCCCCACAGCAGAGCCCCAUCUUUUACGACCCCAAGGCCGACAAUGUGUACUACAUUGAGCUGGGCACCAACCAAAUCGACCCCGAGAAAAUGACCGUCCUCAAGACCCACCUGCAACCAUAUAAUGCGGAAACGAUGGUCAUCGCGUUCUUGAAGUUCUAUAAUCACCAUAGAAGAAAGAUUACGUAUCACGGAUCGUUCCUGAUGGACGUGGAGAGGUCCGUCUCCAACUACCUGGAUGUCAUCAAACAGAAACUUCAUCUCCCGUUGUCCACAAAUCUCAAUUUGUAUUUGGUGAGGGAAUUUGUUGAGAUUUUUUUGGUGAAUUUUUUUGGGGGAUUUGAGAGCUUUUUUGUUGGUUGUUUGAAGAAAAAGUGGGAUUUUUUUGGGGAAAAAAUUGAUUAUUGGGGAAAAAAUUGAGUUUUUUGUGGGAAAUUGGACUUUUUUUUUUGAUUUUCUGUGAGUCUGAGAGGUAAAAAAGGUGUGAAAGGUUCUUUUUGAAGCUGUUUAGAUUGGUUUGGCUUUCAGAAUUCAAGUUUUUGAAAGUUUUGGGCAAAUUUUAAAAAAAAUUUUUAGAAUUUUUUUGGAAGUUUUAUUCAAUUUUAAUGUCGAGUUGUCUUGAGGAAGUCAUUUUUGGGGGAGAUUUGGGAUGUUUUGUUGAUUUUUUUGGGGGAAAAUUGAGUUUUUUGAGGAAAAAAUUUAUUUUUUGAGGGAAAUUGGAUUUUUUUUUUUGAUUGUUUGAGCAUGAGAGGUAAAAUAGGGUGUGAAAGUUUAUUUUUUGAGUAAUUCAGAUUGUUUUAGCAUUCACAAUCUAGGUUUUUGAAAGUGUUGGGCAAAAUUUUUUUUUUAAAUUUUUUUACUUUUUUGAUUUUUUUUUUUCAAUUUUAAUGUCAAUUUUUCUUCAGGAAGUCUCCCCAGACCACAUAUACCAAGUGCACCCCAACGAAGAGCUCCCAAUCCGCUCCGAUCGCCACUUAAUCACGGAUGGAAUCAUCUUCAUCGCCGAGGAUGCGGGCGCCAUCACGGACUCGAACAACCUGCCGCAGGCUUUCCAACAAAUGUACGGCCGAAUGCAGGUAGAAGCUGUCUGCAACACCGACUUUUUCGCCACCAACCUGAACCAGAACACGGACGUGAUCUACAUCAACAUCCAGACGGACGCCAGCCUCAGCGAGUUUUGCGAGAUUUUGGGCUCGCGGAUCGACUUUGACCCCAAGAAAAUUGUCCUUUGGAGGUCCACCAUCCCGGCAGAUCGGCCAGGACCGAUCGUGGGCCAAGAAGAGUUCCGACGGUACACAAUGCAGGACGUGGUCGGGCUGAAUGGCAAUGUUAUACAUGACCCGAGAAGCAGCCGCCCUUAUACCGUGUAUUACUCGAAGAUCCCGAUCCUAGCGAGCAAACUGGAAGAACACAAACAUGUCAGAGUAGGAAUAAUGGAUCAGAAAUACCAAACUAAAGAAUGGAGCGUCUUCCCGCCCAAGGAAGGCACCGUCGCCGAUAUCCUGGAAGCCGCCCGCGAAUAUGUCGAGUUUGCACCGAAUGGAUCCGGCCAACUCCGAUUGGUUCAUGUGGCUAAUAAUCCGAGUCAAAGCAGAGUAUAUCAGGUAGGAGUUUGGGGCGAUUUGGAGGAAGUUUUGAGGGGUUACCGGUGAAAUAUUGGAAUUUUUUUGGGGGGUUUGGAGGAAACAUGGGAUUUUUCGAAAAUUUGAAAAUUUUUUUGGAUGAAAAAGGAUUUUUUUGGAAUUCAGAGGAAGAAUAAGAGGUAGAAAGGGAGAGCGAACAAUUUUUUAUUAGGAUUUGUUGGGGUCUGUUGCAGUUUUUAUGAUUUUUUUGCCGAAUUUGAGGAUUUUAGGUCUGAAAUGAUUUUUUUUGAAAUUUUGGGGAAAGUAAAUAAUUUUUGUGGUUAUUUCGGAUUGAUUUUGAUGAUUGUGGAGAGAAGAAGCAGUAGAGUUGAAAAAAUUCUUGUUUUUUUGAGUUGGACUUAUCGAAACUUUGAGAUUUUUAGAAUUGUUUUUUAAAUCUGCGUUAAAAUUUGGUGAAUUGAAUGGAAAUGCAGUGAGGGAUCUGAUCCAAUGGCAAAAAACGUAUCAUUUUGCAUCCGGGAAGUAUCAAAAAUGUGGCAAAAUGCCUCCCUCUCCAAUUAAAAAACUCCGUUUCAAGGGCGCUUUUGAAAUCGGAGUUUUUUCACUGGGAGAAGGAGGUAUUUUGCCACAUUUUUCAUACUUCCCGGAUGCAAAAUGAUACUUUUUUGUCACUGUAUCAGGUCCGCCACUGUAGUGGAAUUUGUCCUUGGAACUGUCAAAUUAUUAUGUGAUUAUUAAUAAUCUGUUUUUUAGGUAGUUCCAAACGACACUCCGAUCAAUCAGCUGGCCAGUAAGACGAUGUGCCACACCCUGGCGUCGCACGCUUCCUCCUCCAACUUGAGGGUGGAGGAAAUCCCCACCGAUCAGGUCCAAUUGGCCCCGAAUGAGACCCUCCUCGCUGUUGCGCACUACGAGAAAGAGCCAACGAAGAUGUUCGGAACACCAUUUUUCAUCAAACUUGUGGACGGGGAACCGUUCAAGGAGUUGAAGAAGCGGGUCCGACAGGCAUUGGAAGUCAGCGAUAGGGAUUUUGAGAAGGUAAGAGGAGUUGAGGAAGAAGAUUUGAGGGGGUUGAGAGGAAUUGAGGAGUUGUUUGGGUGAAAAUUGAAUUUUUUUUUGGGGUUGUGACCUAAAGUAAUAUAAUUUUUUGUAGUUUCUGUAUGUUUUGAUGAAUUGGAGAGAUUUUUGAGUCGAAUUAGAUCAUUUUAUGUUAGUUAAGGUCGUUUUAGACUUGAAAUAAAUUGAAAAUAAUACUUUUUUCAACAAUUGUUACCUAAAGUAAUAUAAUUUUUUUAAAAUUUUUGUUGUUUUUGAUGGAGUUGCUGAAUGCUAGGGACGAAUAUAGAGUGCUCUAUGGCAAUUUAUCGGGUUUUACUGCCAAAUAAAAGGUAACAAAUGUUGUUUUUCGGACAAGUGUUACCUAAAAUAAUAUUAUGAAAAGUUUGUUUUGUACCUAAAAAAGUUUGUCAUGGGGAACUUAAGACUUGAUAGGAUUUAAAUUCGUAUAAUUUACCCUCUAAUGCAUCUGUUUUUCAGUUCAAAUUCACCCUGGUGGUGGGGAACCGCGUGAUGAAGGAGCUGGACCAAGACGAAGCCCCGAUCAACGCGGCCGACGUGAAAGGACAAAGUAGGUUGGGAUUUAACCGCUCUCCGGACCCCCGCACUAAUCCUUCCGACCCCCGCAUCUCACCCAUUUAAUAGUCAACGCGGUUUCAGAUAUCCUGAUCACCCCCUACCUCGGCAUCGACCACGCCAACAAAUCCCGCCCAUCCCGUUCGUUGCACGCCGAAAAGGCGAUCGUUAUCCACAAUUAG